AUGGUCGAGGUGAUGACGGCGUUGCGGUGGAUCCACACAGCUACGGGCCUGUUAUUUUCUUCCCUCUUGGCCUGGAGACUCGUGCAAGAGCCGAAUUACCAGUGGCAGGUGCCCAACAUAAUCGUUGGAUUUCUUGUGGCGUCCAGGCGACUCCCGCUGUUUCUUUCUGCGGGUCUCCUGGUGUGGGCGGCAGUGUUUAUUUCGGGAGUCCCACGAACCGAUAUCGAGCCCGUCAACGUCGGAUGGAAUGUCUGUGGGAGUUCGGCCUUCUUCUCCGGUCUUCUAGGCUGUGUCAUCGCAGCCUUGUCCUCGAGACUGGGGAGGAUACUUUUUGUGGCUUUUCUCGCCUGGAGCGUUCACGCACUGUCGCGUUUCCUUCCUGUCAUCGUGGCUCAGGAGAACAUACCGCGCUUCCGCCCAGAAGCUGCCAUUCCGGAGACUCCACAGCUGCGUCUACAGCUCUGCAGCGAAAGCUCUCAGGAGGCAGAAGCCUGGCGCAAGCAAAUCGGGAUCGUUUGCGAGCCGAUAGUGCCCCUGACUUGGGAG
Molecule: messenger RNA, 546 nt
Organism: Symbiodinium necroappetens
Lineage: Eukaryota; Dinophyceae; Suessiales; Symbiodiniaceae
Source: the annotation of a GenBank genome assembly